AUGGUUAAGGCUGGAGAAUUUGAAGUUGUUUUUCGCCACCUUGACGAAAAUGGUGAUGGGAAGGUUUCGCCAUCUGAGCUAAGUCACCGUCUAGGUUUGAUAGUUGGAGAGUUACCCAUGAAAGAAGCAGAACUUGCUGUGAAGUCAUUGGACUCGGACGGAGAUGGCUUGUUGGGAUUGGAGGAUCUUGUUAGACUAAUGGAAGCAGGAGGAGAAGAAGAGAAGUUGCACGAUUUGAGGGAGGCUUUCCGCUUGUAUGAUGAAGAAAAUUGUGGGUUUAUCAGAGCCAAGGACUUGAAAAGAAUGCUUGGUAGACUUGGCGAGUCAAAAUCGAUUGAUGAAUGCAGAGUGAUGUUAAACAAGUUUGACCUUAAUGGGGAUGGUGUUCUUAGCUUUGAAGAAUUUAUGGUUAUGAUGAAAUGA
This is a messenger RNA of Dovyalis caffra, 423 nucleotides long. The record is from the annotation of a GenBank genome assembly. Lineage: Eukaryota; Viridiplantae; Streptophyta; Magnoliopsida; Malpighiales; Salicaceae.